Carya illinoinensis is the source of this 537-nucleotide messenger RNA. RefSeq lists its product as uncharacterized. The record is from RefSeq and is a predicted model, not a curated record. The coding region runs from base 1 to 537 and encodes 178 amino acids. Lineage: Eukaryota; Viridiplantae; Streptophyta; Magnoliopsida; Fagales; Juglandaceae. The transcript has a single exon.
AUGAUUAUUAAUGAGCUAGAAAAUCAUAUUGAGCAUCUGGAUAAUAAACUUCAAGCUAGGUUUAAUGAGGAGGACAAUCAGGGUCUUAUGGAGUCUAAACUGGAUCUUGAUAUUUGGUUAAAUAGAGAAAAUACUCGUCUCUCUCACUUGGCUAAAAAAAGAUGGUUAAAAGAUGGAGAUAAUAAUUCAAAAUUUUUUCAUGCUUAUCUGAACGCUAAAAAUCAAAAAUGGAUUAAUGUUAUGAAUCUGGCUGAUGGUACUUCUUUAUCUACCCCUUUUGAUAUUCACCAGGCUGCUGUUGAUUUCUUCAAAAACAUUUCGGGUCAAAAUAACACUCGCUCUCUCCCUAAUUUAGAUGAUCUUAUUUCUCCCGUGAUCUCUGAUGCUGAUAAUUUCAAUUUGUGUAUUUCCCCUUCCCUCGAGGAUAUUAAAAUUGCCCUUUUUAGCAUCCCUAUUGAUAGUAGUCCUGGUCCGGAUGGUUUUGGUUCCAGUUUCUUUCGUGCUUGCUGGGAUCUUGUUCAUGGUGAUCAAGUAUAA